CUGACUGGUGUGUUUGUGGUUAACUUUUUAACAACUUAGAAGUUCGAAGCAGUGUUAAUGCAUGUUUUCACAUUUUUAUACAAUUCUUUGUGAAUUUCAGUUGAAUGGAAAGUAGCUCUUGUGAGAAUUGCAAACUUCUCUUACUUGAGUUGGAAAAUGAACGCAAAAUUAUUCUGAAAUUGCAGGCGAAUGUUAAAGCAUUGACAGAAUUAUUGUCAGUAGAAAAAAAUGAAAAGUUGUACCAGGAACAUGCGAUUCCUGUUGCUGAAACGACGAAAGAAAAAAGCAAAAAUUCUGAGAGUGAAAAUUCCAGUUUAAAUGAAAACUUUGACAGUUCUUGUGAUAAACCGGAAAACUCAGAAGUAGUAUUAAAAUCAGCUCAAACGCAGACAGUUUGCGACAAUUUUUGUGGUGAAGAAUACAGAGAUGAUGCCAGAAAAUCUUCAGGGAUACGUGAAAACAAAAUGGCUGAUUUCAAUGAAUAUGAAGUUCCUCAGAGUGAUUAUGUGUAUAAUGAAGAAUAUAAAAUGUAUUAUAGUUAUUCCACUGGCUAUUACUUUGACCAGGAUAAAGGUAUUUUCUUGGAGCCAAAUACUGGAGCCUGCUACAAAUAUGAUUAUGCCAAUCAACAGUACGAAUCAGUGUCUAUGGAUGAUUAUAUGAGUUCCUACAAGCAAUUAGAUGAAGCAUCAUGUGAAGAUAUGGUGGAACAAGUGAAUGGUCUCAAUAUAAAUGAAAAAACUGUGCCUACUGGUUUAAAUAUACAACUAUCAGAGGAAAUUAUUUCAAGUGAUGAUCAUCAGUCUUUGCCCAUGACAGAGGAAUGCAAAGAAAAUACUGAAUCUGUUGGUCCUACAUCAGACUGGCAACUUCCCGAAGGAAAGAAUGUGACUGUGGGUGAUCUGGUGAAGGAAGUGGUAGAACAACAUUAUGAAAUGUCAGAGUAUGUGUAUGAUGAGUCGAGUCGUAUGUAUUAUAGCCCAUCCACUGGAUAUUAUUUUGACCCUGUGAAACAACUUUUGUAUGAUACGUUAAAUCAGAUUUCUUAUCGAUAUGAUAAUGAGAAACAAUCUUAUGAAUAUUUUGGGAAGUGGAAAUCUGAAGACCCCUGCAAUGCAGCGAAGAGUAAAAAGCAGCAGGCUAGAAAAAUCUUCUGGAGAAAAAAAUUACAAAAGAAGCAGAGUGAUACAGAAAUUAAUGAAGAUGAUGGAAAACACAAACAUUCUCCUGAAGAUGACUUUAGCUCACCUGAAGAAGGGGAACUGUUUUCUUCGGAUUCUGAAACAGAGCUGCAUUUAAAAGAUUAUUGUCCAGAAUAUGAAAUUGCACAAAAAGUUUUUACCAAGGCAUACCCCCCAUGCAUCAGGGUUAUGGUGGAAAACUCUGAGACAUUAAAAGUUGGCUCACUCAUGAUGGUCAGUCACAUGGGCGGUGUUAUUGGGAGAGAUGAAGACAGUUUCCUGUGCAUACCGGAUUCUGGCAUCAGCAAGAUGCAUGCUGAAAUUAAAUAUAAUGAUGAGUUAAAAAAAUACAUCAUCAAAGACUUGGGGAGUCAGAAUGGAACAUUCAUUAAUGACAAAAGACUUUCUCAGCCGAAAACAGAGAGUGAAUUCUGUGCUGUAAAGCAUGGGGACCAUUUGUGCCUAGGAUCCUGCCGGCUCCUACUUCAUAUUCACCCAGGAUCUGAAACAUGUGAUGGAUGUGAACCAGGACAGGUGUUGGCAGAACUCUCCUCUAAAGAAGAAAAAUCAACUGUAGUAUUCAAGACUAAAGAAGAAAAGGAAAGAGAAAGGAAACAGGAAUUGGUAAAGCUAAAAAAGAAGUAUGGACUCAAGGGUAUGGAGUACAGUAAUAAGAAUGCUGUGGUCCCCAAAGGAUAUGAAGACAGGGCUGGGGAGAGACGCCAGAUUAUAGGUAGUGAAAAUCCUUACGAAAAAACAGAAGAAGCAUCUGCUGAUGUGGCCAUGUCUUCCAGCAACAAGGGUUACAAGAUGUUGCAGAGCAUGGGCUGGAAAGAAGGGCAGACAUUAGGCACUCAGAACUCUGGAAUUCUUGAGCCGAUUCCCCUCAAGACGUGGACCGGAAAAGCCGGACUUGGCUGCCCGGAAAAACAUUCCGGGCAGAGUGCUGCCGCCAGCAAGAAGUCACUCAAGUGGGUGAAAGCCCAAGAACGAUACUCCCAAGUUACCUGAGGAUUGAACUGGUUUCUUUUUAGAAAGCCAAAGCAACUUGCUAAUAUGUUUGUACCUGUCAGCUAAUAAAUUGAU
Uloborus diversus is the source of this 2267-nucleotide messenger RNA. RefSeq names its product angiogenic factor with G patch and FHA domains 1-like. Gene Ontology annotation, molecular function: protein binding; nucleic acid binding. NCBI's taxonomy places the organism in Eukaryota, Metazoa, Arthropoda, Arachnida, Araneae, Uloboridae. The record is from RefSeq and is a predicted model, not a curated record. Bases 105 to 2192 code for a protein of 695 amino acids. The transcript has 16 exons.